CAUAGCGCUCGUUGUUUCUUGGUCGUCAAGGUGGAACGACAUUUUGAGAAAACAACACUGGGGGAAGAGAGAAACAACUAUGUCUUCUUUAGGAAGGGUCAUGGGUGUCCUUAGGGCCGGGAUGCAGCUUCUUACACGUGGACCUCAGAAAAUAGUAACCCGAAAAGCUGGUGGUGGACCACACAUAGAGGCCCAGUACAGGCAAUUCCCACAACUCACCAAGAGCCAGACGUUCCAAGCUGAGCUCCUCAGCAGUGCCAUGUGGUUCUGGAUCCUGUGGCACUGCUGGCAUGACCCAGAUGCAGUGAUGGGUCACUUCCCAUGGCCUGAUGCAUCCGCAUGGACAGACGAGGAACUGGGGAUCCCAGCUGACGAUGAGGAAUGAGGUGCCCUCUACCCCACUGACCCAAGACCGUGUGUGUGUGUGCCCGGUCCCUACCCGAGUCUACCUGGAGGUCACAACGGUGUCCUGAGAGGCUUUGUUGUACAUAGUCCAAGAAAUAAAAUUCAAUUUAUUCUGAAACAUA
Oncorhynchus mykiss (rainbow trout) is the source of this 527-nucleotide messenger RNA. Its product is annotated as NADH dehydrogenase [ubiquinone] 1 beta subcomplex subunit 2, mitochondrial. Gene Ontology annotation, cellular component: mitochondrial inner membrane; respiratory chain complex I. Gene Ontology annotation, biological process: mitochondrial respiratory chain complex I assembly. The record is from RefSeq and is a predicted model, not a curated record. Lineage: Eukaryota; Metazoa; Chordata; Actinopteri; Salmoniformes; Salmonidae.